Aspergillus nidulans FGSC A4 is the source of this 843-nucleotide messenger RNA. RefSeq names its product RTA1 domain-containing protein. The transcript has 3 exons. The annotation marks the transcript as partial. Lineage: Eukaryota; Fungi; Ascomycota; Eurotiomycetes; Eurotiales; Aspergillaceae. The record is from RefSeq and is a predicted model, not a curated record. Gene Ontology annotation, cellular component: membrane.
AUGUAUAUCAAGCAACAACUUUUCCAAAAGCGCGAAACAGACGAAGAGGACUGGAGCGUCUUCUUUUACAACCCCUCGCUAGCAGCCACAGUCCUCUUCAGCAUCCUCUACGUGAUUCCGUUCAUCUACCACAUAUACAUUUCCUACAGCGCCCAGAAGAAGACAAGCAACAAGUACUUCCGCUACAGUUACUCCGUCCCUAUCAUUAUAGCCGCCUUCCUUGAGAUCAUCGCGUACGGACAACGCGCGGCUUCAACGCAGUCAACGCAAGACAUUGGACUUUUUGCGAGUAGCCAGACAUUGAUUGUACUUGCCCCGGUACUAGUCUGUGCGAGUUUGUAUGUGCUCCUGGGGAGGAUCAUUCGGUCGACACGAGUGACUGGUGCCGGUAUAAAAGAAGAAACUGGCGAAGCUGAAAAGCGCAUAGAGGUCAAAGUCGGCGGCAUAGUGAGGGUUUCGUACCUCCCAAAAAUCUUGAUCACGCUUGAUGUCGCUGCAAUGCUUACGCAGGGCGGUGGGAGUGCGAUUGCGUCGGCUGGGGAGUGGAAGGGAACGCUGGAGGAUAUCGGAACGAGCGUGCUGAUUGGGGGGCUGGCCCUGCAGGUUGCUACUUUUACAGUAUUUCUGAGUGUUGUUUUUUCGUUUCAUCAGAAGAUUCUGAGACACGGAGAAGAGGGAAUGGGGAUGGUGUUGAGGGGGGUUUAUAUUGGAGGAUUGUUCAUCAUGGUAUUGCUUUCGCAGAUCCGCUCCAUCUUCCGCCUCAUUGAGUUCGCCCUUGGAACGGAGUCGUACAUCAUGACGAACGAAUGGCCGCUCUAUGUCCUUGAGGCUGUGCCGAUGCUC